Molecule: messenger RNA, 2273 nt
Organism: Rhinolophus ferrumequinum (greater horseshoe bat)
Lineage: Eukaryota; Metazoa; Chordata; Mammalia; Chiroptera; Rhinolophidae
Gene: NTMT1
Product: N-terminal Xaa-Pro-Lys N-methyltransferase 1
Exons: 3
Coding region: 1317-1724 (135 amino acids)
Cellular component (GO): cytoplasm
Molecular function (GO): N-terminal protein N-methyltransferase activity
Source: RefSeq, a predicted model, not a curated record
GUUGAGGAGUGCCAGUGCCUCAGAGUAGAUCCAUGAUGUGGCCAGGCGGGCUGAAUGUGGAGCUGCUGAACGGCCCCUCUCCUCUGUCCUCCCUCCUGAGUGGCGCGGUGGGACUGAGCUCGCUGCCAGGGCCCCUGCUGUUGCUCUGUGGUCCCCCUCUGUCCAUUCUGGGAACAAUCUUCUGUCUGUCCGCUUUCGCUCUUGCCCCUACGGUUCACACAGCUGCCAGCACAAUCUUCCAGAAACUCACACCUUCUCAUGUCACUCCCUGCUUAACCUAGAGUCUUUCAAGCUCAUUGCUCUUUAGGAAGAAAUCUAAACUCCUAAAUGGGACCCAUAGAACCUCGAGUGUCCAGUUGCAAGGGCUCUGUGCACGCUCUUUUCUUCCUGGAGCGGUCUUCUCGGCCCGUGUGCUUAGCCGUCUUCCUCAUCCUUCAUUUCAGCUGAUGUAUCACUUCCCCAGGGGGGCCAUCCCUCACCCCAGCAGAGUUAGGUUCCUCUGGGGUGUGCUCUGCUCACGUCUUGUGCUUCUGUGUUGCCCUUACCAGUUGUGACUGUGUGUGUCUGUAGCUGUUUUCCUUCUGGCCAUCUCCCGGGUUCAUAGCACGGGGCCUGGCACAGAGUCCCAGCUCAUUGUUCAAGAAGGACUGGACUCCACUUGUUGCUGACGAGUGAGGGGAAGGGAGGUGUGGGUGCUGCUCCGGCCCCUCCCAGGAUCAACAGGAACGCCCACUGUAAGAGGCUUGGGCUCCUCGCUUUGCUGUCCUUUCUCUUAAGUGUAGAUCAGGGUUCUCUGUACCCUGGGGUCAGAAGCCAUUGAGCAAGAUAUAUGUAGAGUAAGGAAAGAACUAGAAGCCAGAACUCUGGGUCUCCUGCUCCGAUAUGAAGAUAGCUUUGCAAAAUGACUUGAAUGCAAGAGACAGAGGGCACUGACCUCCAAGGGGUGGCAGUAGAUUAGGGGACACUGGACACUCCUCUGCACCAGGCAGGAUUGCGUGACCAGCGAAGCAGAGUGUGAGCCCGGAGUCCUCAACCCGGCCGAUCCUCUGCCUUUUUUUAUUCAGGAGGCGCCGUUGCUGAGUUUGGUGUCUUAGCAGAGACGUGGUUGGUGACAGCAUGACGAGCGAGGUGAUAGAAGAUGAGAAGCAAUUCUAUUCGAAGGCCAAGACAUACUGGAAAGAAGUCCCACCGACCGUGGACGGCAUGCUCGGGGGGAAGGCCCCGACAGGACGGGCACCUCCUGCGCCCUGGACUGCGGCGCCGGCAUUGGGAGGAUCACCAAGCGACUGCUCCUGCCGCUCUUUGCAGUGGUGGACAUGGUGGACGUGACCGAGGACUUCCUGGUCAAGGCAAAGACCUACCUGGGUGAGGAGGGCAAGAGGGUGAGGAACUACUUCUGCUGUGGCCUCCAGGACUUCAGCCCCGAGCCCAGCUCUUACGACGUCAUCUGGAUCCAGUGGGUGAUAGGCCACCUGACCGAUCAGCACCUGGCUGAGUUCCUGCGGCGCUGCAAGCGGGGUCUCCGCCCCAACGGCAUCAUUGUCAUCAAAGACAACAUGGCCCAGGAGGGCGUGAUCCUGGACGACGUGGACAGCAGCGUGUGCCGCGACCUCGAGGUCGUGCACAGAAUCAUCCGCAGCGCCGGCCUCAGCCUGCUGGCCCAGGAGCGGCAGGAGAACCUUCCCGAUGAGAUUUACCACGUGUACAGCCUCGCCCUGAGAUGAGCAGGGGCCGGCAGGACGGGGACCAGUGCAGGGGUGGGGGGCUGGCGGCUGCUGCCGCCCAGAGGCUCCACGUCGAUGGGGGCCACUCAGCACACCUGCCUGCCAUCCACUCACUACACAGGCUCUUCACGCGAGGACCCAGCGGGCGGGGUGCCGCUGUGGACAGCGAGGUGGGAGCCUGGCUCUGCUGCCCCAAGGCGGGACUGGGCAGUGCGGGCCUGUGCGUCGCCCACGCCAGGGCCCCUGGUGCUCCCCAUGUGGGGAUACGGUGAUCCGUUACCACCGGGCCUUCCAGCCACAGGCCUGGCUGCCUUAAGAGGAAGAGAAGCUCCCUUAAUGUGGCUCUUGAGGGCACCCCCUGGGGGAGAGGAGCGGGCUGCCAGCAGCCUGCCGUAUCGAGGGGCUGGUGGGAAACUCACGUUCUGAGUCUGCUUUGACUAUGGGGGCCUGGUGUCCCGAGUGGGGUCGUCACAACAGCCUGCAACAAGGGGAAAAGCCGGUGGCCUCGCUCUUGGCGGGCGUUUCCAGUCAAAAAUAAAAGGGUGACUC